Molecule: messenger RNA, 1590 nt
Organism: Ochotona curzoniae (black-lipped pika)
Lineage: Eukaryota; Metazoa; Chordata; Mammalia; Lagomorpha; Ochotonidae
Product: ribose-5-phosphate isomerase-like
Biological process (GO): pentose-phosphate shunt, non-oxidative branch; D-ribose metabolic process
Cellular component (GO): intracellular membrane-bounded organelle
Molecular function (GO): ribose-5-phosphate isomerase activity
Source: RefSeq, a predicted model, not a curated record
AUGCGGGCGCCCGGACCAGGUGGCCGGAAUCUUCCGGCAGCGAGCCUCGGAAGGAGGGCGGGCGAUCAGUGGAGACCUGGACGCAAGCGCCCCUUCCCACCCCGGCGGCGGGAACCGGCUGACACCGCCGGGCCGCCUUGCUUACCGCCGAGUGAGCCUCCCAGGGCUGUGAUUCCUCGGGGGCGGAGGCCGCGGCUGUCUCGCCUCACGUCCCUGGGGUCCUCCGGCCCGCCGGACGCGCACAAUACCCGGGCCGCGGUGCGGGCACGGCGGUGUCCACCCACCCCCCAGGCAGCUUGUCUCUGCUGCUGGGACACCUACCCGGAGGGCGAGCAGCGGCGCCGCGGCUCCUGCGGCGGGCGGCGGGAGAUGGCGCGGGCCGGCUGCCGGGCACGCGGGCUGGCCGCCGAGCGGUGGCACGGGCUCCGCUGCUCCGAGCCGCGGUCUCCGGCACCCACAGCGGCGGCGGCUCUGCGCCUCCAGUGGUCCGCGCGCCGCAGCCCCUCCUCUCCCACGGGCGGGGCGCGCCGGCGGGGCGGUGCUCCGGGCUCCCCGCCCCCGGCUCCUGCUCGCCGGCCUGGCGGGAGGGAGCAGCGGGCGGGCUCCGGAGGAGGAGUCACCCCGUGUGACUCCGGCGGCGCUCGGGUCCGAGGGAAAGUGGAUUCUGAAGGCCUGCCCGGGGCGCUGGCGAGCCCUUGUCCCCGGGCGCCCUUCCGAGGCCUAUUUAUUGAGUCGGGGACCCGUGGCAGCACCUACAGCGCAAGUUCCAGCAGCCUGGACGCCCAGCACGUCUGCCCGGCCCUCUCCGGGAUGUCCAAGGCCAAGGAGGCCAAGAAGCUGGUGGGUUGCACUGCGGUGGAGAACCACGUCAGGAAUAACCAAGUGUUGGGAAUUGGAAGUAGCUCGACAGUUGUGCACGCUGAACAGCGAAUAGCUGAAAGAGUGAAACAGAAUCUGAGCCUUGUCUAUAUUCCCACUUCCUUCCAGGCCCAGCAGCUCAUCCUGCAUUAUGGCUUGACCCUCUGUGACCUGGAACGGCACCCAGAGAUUAACCUCGCCAUUGAUGGUGCAAUGAAGGAUGAAAUGGAUGCUGAUCUCAACCUCAUCAAGGCGGGGGCUAGGGGGUGGUGUGGAGGCUUCCUGACCCAGGAGAAGAUCGUGGCAGGCUAUGCCAGUCACUUCAUUGUGAUUGCUGAUUUCAGGAAAGAUUCAAAGAAUCAUGGGGAUCAGUGGCAAAAGGGAAUCCCCAUCAGAGUCCUCCCCAUGGCCUACGUCCCAGUGAGCCGAGCAGUGACCCAGAUUUUUGGGGGCGAGGUUCAACUUCAAAUGGCCGUCCACAAGGCAGGUCCUGUGGUGACAGAUAAUGGGAAUUUUAUCCUGGACUGGAAGUUUGACUGCAUCCAUAAAUGGAGUGAAGUGAACAAGGCUAUCAAAAUGAUCCCAGGCAUGGUGGACACGGGCCUGUUCAUCGACAUGGCCGAGCGAGUGUACUUCGGGAUGCAGGACGUCUCUGUGAAUGUGAGGGGGAAGCCUGCUGUUGAUGUGCACCUUGAUCUCCAGCCCACAGCCAGGGGGGACCAGGCUAUCUAG